CCGCCCCAAAGGACUACAUUUCCCAGCAUGGCCCAGCCCGCACCGUGGCAGGCACCGCCGAGCCUCAGGGUGUAGGUAGAAGGAGCUGGCAGUUAGGGCGGGGCGGACACGGGGGGUUCGCGGAAGGUGGCGGCGACAUGGAGGCCGGCGCGGGGGGCUCGCGCGCGCUGCCGGCGGGCGACGCGCGGCCGCGGGGCCACCUGGCCGCCCUGGUGCUGGCGCGCGGCGGCAGUAAGGGGAUCCCGCUGAAGAACAUCAAGCUGCUGGCCGGCGUGCCGCUCAUCGGCUGGGUGCUGCGCGCCGCCCUCGACGCAGGGGUCUUCCACAGUGUAUGGGUUUCUACAGACCAUGAUGAAAUUGAGAAGGUUGCAAAGCAGUUUGGUGCUCAAGUUCAUCGCAGAAGCCCUGAAGUGUCUCAAGACUCUUCUACUUCUCUAGAAACUAUCAGAGAGUUUCUUAAUCGUCAUCAUGAGGUUGAUAUUGUAGGAAAUAUUCAAGCAACAUCUCCCUGUUUACAUCCCAGUGAUCUUAUAAAAGUGGCAGAUCUGAUCCAGAAGGAGGGCUUUGAUUCUGUCUUCUCUGUUGUAAGACGGCAUCAGUUCAGAUGGAGUGAGGUAAAAAAAGGAGAAAACAAAAUGACAGAGCCCCAAAACCUGAAUCCAGCAAAACGAUACCGGAGGCAAGAUUGGCCUGGAGAGCUGUAUGAAAAUGGCUCGUUCUACUUUGCUAAGAGGCAUUUGAUUGAGAAAGGCUACUUGCAGGGUGGUAAAAUGGCCUACUAUGAAAUGCGUGCUGAGCACAGCGUCGAUAUUGAUAUAGACAUUGACUGGCCUAUUGCGGAGCAAAGAGUGCUAAGCUUUGGAUAUUUUGGUAAAGAGCCAUUAAAAGAGGUGAAGCUAUUGGUUUGCAGUAUUGAUGGAUGCCUGACAAAUGGUCGCAUUUAUGUGACAGAAGAUCAGAAGGAAAUGAUCUCUUAUGAUUAUAGAGAUAUUGUUGGGAUUGAUCUCUUAAAGAAAAGAGGAAUCCAGGUUCGACUUAUCUCUGAAAGAGAUUGUUCAAAAACGCUGUCGGCCAUGCAGCUGGGAUGCGUAGCAAAAGUUAACGCAACAAAUAAAUUACAAGUCCUAGAGGACUGGCGAAAAGAUAUUGGUUUGAGCUGGAAAGAAGUGGCUUACUUAGGAAAUGAAGAGUCUGAUGUGGAAUGCCUGAAAAAUGCUGGCAUGAGUGGUGUGCCUGCUGAUGCUUGCGCAGUUGCUCAGAAGGCCGCUGGUUAUAUUUGUAAAAGCAAUGGCGGCUGCGGAGCCAUCCGAGAGUUUGCAGAACACAUAUUCCUGUUGUUAGAAAAAGUGAACUCAGCAAGAAAGCAGAUGGGAGAAGUGAGUUUAGUAGGACAGGAAACUGGGGGAAGUGAGAACAGCAGGAGAUAAGGAACUAAUGAAAAAGAAAUAACACAGUUGUUCUCUCCUGCUUUUCUCCUUUUCCCCUUCCCCUCCGAAUAUGUCUGUAUCCCAAAGGAUAGCUUGCCUUUCAGCUUUGACAGGUAGAGUUAAAAGGAUGUUUCCCUCUAGUUUAAGGUCCCACUUUGAUUAAAUGCUGAGAACAUUUGUAUUCAUUAUUUUAAAAGCCAUAUAAGUGCAGUGGAAGGAAUGCUACAAAAGGUAGGGUCCUGUAAAUGUUCUUUUAGUCAUUAUACCUAUUCUACAGGAAUGUGCUCUUAUUUCAUAAUUGAACAUUUUCAGCAAUGAUUUCUUUUUAUGAUUUGAGGAUUUAUGAUUCAGAUUUCUGGCAGUUUUGUUCCGUCAGUUGUGCUCCUUUUAUUUAUGCUUCCUGUAGCAAAUGUCAACAUGAUGUUGUAACUGUGUGCUUGCUUUUUGAGAUGCAUCUCUAAUAAGCAUGAGUUUUAGCAUAUGCUGGAGAAGUCAGGUGUGAAAUAACUAUCAAACUUUCUCCUAUAUUUUUAAAAGAGAGUUCAGAUAUUAUAAAACCAGUCAAUAUUAGUUAAGAAAAGCAUUUAAGCAUGUGCUCAAUUUUAAGCUUAUAAAUAAUUAAAUGGUGCUUGGAGUUGUGUCUCUUAACUUUGAACCUCUUCAAGUACUUAAACUCAGUUAAUUAAAAUGAAACUCAGUAAAUUAACAUACCCAAAUGCUUUGCUGAAUUUGAAGCUGAAGUUCCCAUUAACUUUGAGAUCUAUCUAUUGCAGAAACUGUUUCUUUCUAUGAAGGCUUUAUUAAAAUAAUUAACAACAGAAAAGAUCUUUAUUGUAUGAAAAAGUAAUUGCUGUAAAAAAUUCAUAGUUGAGGUUUGUGGGUUUAUAUAAAGCAUACAUUCAGACUAUUUUUAACAUGUUAAUUUAAAACUGGUGUGUCUGUAUGUGUAUUUAUGUAAAAUACAAUUUUUAUCCUGUUUUGAUUUAA
Messenger RNA from Dromaius novaehollandiae (emu), 2414 nucleotides. It is a transcript of the gene CMAS, whose product is annotated as cytidine monophosphate N-acetylneuraminic acid synthetase. Gene Ontology annotation, molecular function: N-acylneuraminate cytidylyltransferase activity. The transcript has 8 exons. NCBI's taxonomy places the organism in Eukaryota, Metazoa, Chordata, Aves, Casuariiformes, Dromaiidae. The coding region runs from base 138 to 1427 and encodes 429 amino acids. The record is from RefSeq and is a predicted model, not a curated record.